Messenger RNA from Rhagoletis zephyria (snowberry fruit fly), 1630 nucleotides. RefSeq names its product chaoptin-like. The record is from RefSeq and is a predicted model, not a curated record. Gene Ontology annotation, molecular function: protein binding. NCBI's taxonomy places the organism in Eukaryota, Metazoa, Arthropoda, Insecta, Diptera, Tephritidae.
AUGCCGUCUGGAAAACCGCGGAUUACUAGAGGCAAUAAAGAAGACUGCAGCCAAUGCAAAUUGUGCAUAGACAUUAAUGAUGAAGUGGUGCAGUGCGAAAGGUGUCUAAAAACUUUACACGCUCAAUGUUCGGAUCUCGAUAAGCGUCAGCUAAAUGAUCUAAAACUUGGUUCAAAUCAAAACUAUGUGUGUCAUUUUUGUGAAAACGUCCAAAACUCUUCAAUAUCGCUUGGAUUAAGUGAAAUUAAACUGAAGUUAAAUCAACUAGAUGAAAUAAACAAAGCAGUGCAGUUCAUGUCAUCACAAUAUGACACCAUUCUACGUGGAGUGAAGGAAAACAAAAAGAAAAUCGAAGUAAUUGAAAAGGAGAAUCGAUGCUUACGUGAAGAAAUCGCUGAACUAAAGUCGUCGUUGAGAAUACUAAACGAUGAAAGGGAGCUUCGUCUCUUCAAAUGUCGCAGUUGUCAAUUGAAGAAAAUCAAUCCACAAUUGUAUAACUUAUUGCCCAUGCUUAAUGAAUUGGAUUUGGGUCGCAAUGAGUUCAAAUUCCUCGACAAAGAUGAAUUUCGCGACGUCAAACACCUCAAUAAAGUCCUACUUGAUGGCAAUCAACUGUCAGUUGUUGUUGACGAGCUGUUUCGCAAUCAAAAAAGUCUGCAGCGCUUGGACUUGUCCUACAAUCGUUUGGCGAAAGUUCCCAAUGACUCGUUUCAGUAUUUGAGUAAUUUGACAUUCCUGGAUUUGUCCUACAAUAAGCUGGUACGUCUGGAGCCGCAAUCAGUGCGGCGAUUAAGAAGUUUGCUGACUUUGAAUAUCAGCGGGAAUGUGCAGAUGAAUCUGCAUGACAUGCGAGAAACGUUUGAGGUCAUACCGCAGCUGACACAUCUAUCUGUGGCCGAUAUGGGAGUGCUGCCAAUUGGACUGUUGGUGCCGUUCAAGCAGCUGCGCUAUCUCAACAUAUCCGGAAAUCAUUUAGACAAUAUGUCGCUGCAAGUAAUCGAUCCGUGUCGAGAGUUAGAGUUUUUGGAUUUAUCUCGCAACCAACUAUAUGGCAUCAACGAUGACACAGCGAUGCGCAUUCAACGCAUUCGCAAUGUUCGAUUGGACAACAAUCCACUGAUAUGCGAUGAAUGUCACAUGGGGAAAUUAAUAAGUGUCGUGCAACAUCUUCAGUGGAAAUGGGAAACAUAUCCGAUUUGCUUUUUACCGGAACCAUUGCGUGGCUCUGAAGUAACAGAUUUGGAUGUAUCCAAGUUGCAUGAUUGUCUGUAUUACAUAACGGAUGAGGAACAGAAUGCGGCGAGCACUUCGCAGAACUUUCUCGAACGUGGUGGCCUUAAUACUCUCGCCAUACUGGGUGGCAUUAUAUUGGUUUUAAUUAUUGUUAUUAUACUGGCUAUGGCUGUUUGCUUUUCCAAGCGGCGAGCACGUUACUACACACGUGAGGAUAGACUGAAUGAAGCCUAUUUCGUACAAAAGAAGAAAGGGAAGAACCUUGCAGCGAGGGAGCCAAAAUUUCGUGAAACCGUGUAAAAUACAUAUAUGGAUUAACCAUCAAAAUAAUAUUAACAAAUAGUUUUAAUUUUUAUUAAUACCUUUAUGUAUAUAGCAUUAACAGAAGCAGUAACUA